AUGAAAAAGCAAAACCAAUGUAUCCAUUGCUUUAAAACUUUUGCUUCCACUAGUUCUCUUUGCCGUCACAACAGGUUAGUACAUUACAUACAGCCUAAGGAGUACUUUCAAAAUUUUGAAUGUACAUUUUGCCAAAAAAAAUUGCAUGCUUCUUCCUCAUUACAAAGGCACAUCAAAACUUUUCGUUCCUCCGUUCCUGAUACAUCUCCUACAGACUCCAAACUACAAUGCACAUAUUUUUAUGAUUCCCGAAUUAAUCCAGAAACAUCCCUUGCGCUGCCUUCUUAUGCUCUACCCUCUUCAUUAAUUCCUCCCACUACUUCUUAUUCAUGUACCCUUACUGCUUCACAAACUUCUUACACAACUCUUCCUGCUUUGCCAAAUCCUUCUACAUCAUUUGCUUCUUCACCAAUACCAACGACAUCCUUCCAUUCAUAUGCUCUUCCUGCUACAUCAAUCCCUACGACAUCCUUCCAUUCAUAUGCUCUUCCUGCUUCACCAAUUCCUACAACAUCCUUCCACUCGGAUGCGCUUCCUGCUUCACCAAUUCAUAUGACAACCGCUAAUUCCAAUACUGUUUCCUUUAUUCGACAACCAUCUUCCCCACUACUUUCCCAAUCAUCCAUAUCGCUCACAUUCUUUCCAGUGACCCCAACGCGACCCAGACCCCAAGAUAAUGCUUCGCUGUACUCAGAACAUUUUACAGGUUCUCCAAGGGUUCUCAGAAUUACUUGCCCCAUUGAGGAUUGCGGGAAUGCUUACACACGGUACAGCGCACUACAAAAACAUAUUGAAUGUCAUCAUCACAUCAAUAUUGAACACAAAGACAAACUGUUUUCUUCUAUUAAUGCUGGAAAACUGAGAUGGAACAGAACAGUAUUACGUCAUAUGUGAAGGACACUGCAGCAUACAUAACAAAAGACAAUUGCUGCACCAUUCAAUAUUAUAAUUGCCAUCGAUCACACA
Ctenocephalides felis (cat flea) is the source of this 966-nucleotide messenger RNA. Its product is annotated as flocculation protein FLO11-like. The record is from RefSeq and is a predicted model, not a curated record. Lineage: Eukaryota; Metazoa; Arthropoda; Insecta; Siphonaptera; Pulicidae. The transcript is spliced from 3 exons. Bases 1 to 894 code for a protein of 297 amino acids.